AUGGAGAAUACACGCGAGAUACUAGCAGGUGUAAUAUCGCUCGCCUCAUGGAGAAAUCUAGCCUUGUUUCUGGCAGUGAUUAACUUGAAAAGUCUCCCAUUUGUCUGGCACCUCCGCCUGCUGUAUCAUUUCUUUGGCAACCUGCGUUUGAAACCCAGUGCGCCACUUCUUCCCAAGGGGAGAAUUAUCGUGGAUUCCCGAGGGAAACCAACGCAUCCCAUCUUUGUGCCAUGCAUGGUCACAUCUCGUACGCCGUUGCUUGAGACCGAUUACAAUCUACAUAAAUCGAACAGCACUUACUUCACGGAUCUCGACGUUUCACGUACAGCGCUCGUGAGCCGAAUCUAUAGUCCUGGAGUCGGCAAUGUGAGCAAGGAGCUAGACCAGGAGUUCCUAGUCGCCAGCAAGAAAGAGGGAAAGCCGGCGCCGAGGCGUAAGCCAGUUUUGAUUGUGCUCGGGUCUGUUUACUGUACGUUCAAGCGCGAAAUUAAGCCAUUCGAACUAUAUGAGAUGCACUCCAAGGUGCUCUCUUGGGAUGCAAAGUGGCUGUACGUCUUGACUUGCUUCAUGCGACCUGCACGCCGCAGAAGUGACGAAAAGGUGAUCCUUGCCGUGGGCGUUAGCAAGUACGUCGUCAAAAAGGGUCGGCUGACCGUUCCCCCGGAGCGGAUUCUGCGCGCUAGCGGAUUCCUCCCCACGUCGCCCCAAGAGAGUGAAACGAAGACCGCACUAGCCGACGUCGACUCAUCGGCCGAAGCUUCCGGUAUUGAUACUCCUGGUAAUGGCGAAGGUAUAACGGCUACAGGAGGCAUGGACGGAUCGUUGGUUCGGGAAGUAUUGAAGAUGAAUGAUGACAAUAUUCCUGGGCAGGAGGUACUGGAUAAGCAACAGAAGGAGAAUACCGACUCGUGGAAUGUCGAAGAGUGGACCUGGGAGCGUAUUGAACAGGAACGCUUGCGGGGAUUGGAGGUUGUCGAUGGAUAUACUAAUAUGGAUGCCAAAUUGUUCGAUGAAUGGGUGCAAUAA
Messenger RNA from Penicillium griseofulvum, 1026 nucleotides. Its product is annotated as acyl-CoA thioesterase. The record is from RefSeq and is a predicted model, not a curated record. NCBI's taxonomy places the organism in Eukaryota, Fungi, Ascomycota, Eurotiomycetes, Eurotiales, Aspergillaceae. The transcript is spliced from 2 exons. Bases 1 to 1026 code for a protein of 341 amino acids.